Molecule: messenger RNA, 2044 nt
Organism: Nelumbo nucifera (sacred lotus)
Lineage: Eukaryota; Viridiplantae; Streptophyta; Magnoliopsida; Proteales; Nelumbonaceae
Product: putative pectinesterase/pectinesterase inhibitor 35
Biological process (GO): cell wall modification
Molecular function (GO): pectinesterase activity; enzyme inhibitor activity
Source: RefSeq, a predicted model, not a curated record
GUUCUCGCAAACCAAGCCAUGUAAUCAUCUCCCUCUCUCUCUCGCUCGCACAUAUACCCCCACACACCCCCACAUACACACAAACGCACAGACAUGAAUACGUACGAAAUGCUGGGCUCAAGAUAUGUAAGUCAUCAAAGAAAGAAAUCCAUGUUGUGGGGAUGCUCUCUGUCCCUGUUGGUUGUUGCAAUUGUUGCAUUUUCUUGUGUAACCAUUAUUAGAUCCUCAGGAGGAGAAGGAGGAGUCGUCCAGCCAAAACCCACAAAACCUCGUACCUCCGUAGUCUCUCGAGCCGUUGUCUCUACUUGCAAAGACACACUUUACCGAGAGCUUUGCGAGUCAUCGCUUCGUCUCUCGUCCACGGAUGCUCCCCCAAAAACUUCAGGGGAGGUGUUUGACCUCUCAGUCAAGUUGGCCAUCAGCCAAGCUGAGUCAGCUCGGUCGCUAGCAUUCAGCCUCAGUCUUGUGCGUCAAAAACAAGGGACCACCCAUCAUUAUUCCAUCACCGCCAUGGACGACUGCAUCGAGCUACUCGACGAUAGCCUAGACCACCUCAACAAUGUCCUGGACCCCAAGAAGAACCCGAGCCCAAACGACAUACAGACAUGGUUAAGUGCAGCCCUCACAAAUCAAGACACUUGUCUGGAGAGCCUCCAGAAUUACAAGUUUUCAACCGAAAAGGACAUGAUGGAUGGGCAUGCAAAAAACCUGUCUCAAUUGAUUAGUAACUCCCUAGCGUUGUACAAAACAACGAAGAGGAUAAAAGACGCGAAAAUUCCCAAUCUCGGCGGUGGUGGUGGUGGUGGUGGCCGAAGAUUGUUAACCGGUGAUGAUAAGUUUCCGGCAUGGCUGUCCAAAGGAGAACGAAAGCUUCUAGAAACAUCAAUCAAGGACAUAGAAGCUAACGCGGUGGUAGCCCAGGACGGAAGUGGGACGCACACGACCAUUGCAGAGGCAAUUGCCUCGGUAUCCCUGGUAGGUGGUGGCGGUGGGAGGACCGUAAUUCACCUCAAAGCGGGGACUUAUAAUGAGAAUAUAAACAUUCCCACCAAACAGAAAAACGUUAUGUUGGUGGGAGAUGGGAAGGGCGUCACUGUUAUCGUUGGAAGCAAAAAUGCUGAACAAGGCUCCACAACCUUCCGCUCUGCUACCGUCGCUGCAAUGGGCGAAGGAUUUAUUGCCCGAGACAUAACUUUCGUAAACAACGCGGGUCCUGCCAAACAUCAAGCAGUUGCCCUUCGAGUGGGAGCGGACAAGUCGGUGAUAUAUCGGUGCUCCAUAGUUGGGUACCAAGACACCCUCUACACUCACUCAAACCGCCAGUUCUACCGAGACACCGACAUCUAUGGCACCGUUGAUUUCAUAUUUGGGAACUCGGCAGUUGUGUUUCAGAACUGCAACAUAUUCGUGAGGAAGGGCAUGUCAAGUCAGAAAAGCUUUGUGACAGCCCAGGGGAGAAAAGAUCCAAAUCAAAACACCGGCAUCUCAAUCCACAACUGUAAGAUCGUAGCGGCAUCUGAUGCCAAGGGUCAGCAGUCGACGUACUUGGGAAGACCAUGGCAGCGUUACUCCAGGACGGUGAUUAUGCAAUCCUACUUGGAUGAUUGCAUCCACCCGGCAGGAUGGUUUCCCUGGUCUGGCAGCUUCGCCCUUUCUACACUUUAUUAUGGGGAAUACAUGAACUCGGGUCCUGGUUCCUCCACAUCUGGUCGCGUCAGCUGGUCUGGCUACCACCCCUCCCUUGCAACUGCCGAGGCCACAAAGUUCACUGUUACCAAUUUUAUUGCGGGGAACCUUUGGCUGCCAUCCACUGGGGUCGCAUUUGAUUCAGGCCUUCAUGGAUAAAAUUAAUUAAUAUCGUAUUUGUAAUUUGUAUGGUCUCUAGAUCCUCUCUACUUCUACGGCUCUACGCUAUCUACCAUACCGUAAUUAUAAGCCUGCUUAAUUAUGUGAUUUCAUUUGGAAAUGUACAGUUGUCCGAAAUGGACAACUUUCUUUUAAUUCUCUGUGUGUCUAUGUAUGUAAUUAAAAUUUUCUUUCUACA